AUGGCAGUGCCAUAUGACGCGCUGCAGGUGAUCGCGGUGUCGCUGCUCAGCGCGGCGCUGUUUGAGGCGGUGACGUGGCUACUGUUCUACCGCACCGGCAGCUACGGCCGCCAGAUAGAGCAGCUGGAGCGGAUGGGCAAGAAGCUGGAGGAGGCGCAAGACCAGCUGGCCGCAGAUCCGAACAACAACGCCAAGAAGAAGGCGCAGCAGCGGCAGGAGAGGGAGCUGCGCAACUUCUCGAUCACCAUGCAGGGCACCAAGUUCAAGAUCGGCCUGCUGACCGCCGCCAGCAUGAUCGGGGGCAUGUGGCUCGUGAACAAGCGCUUCAAGGGCGUCGUGGUCGCCAAGAUGCCGUUCGUGCCCCCUGGCUUCAUCACGGGCCUGACCCACAUGGGCCUCCCCGGGGACGACAUGACCGAUGUGAGCGCGUCCUUCUUCUUCGCGACCACGGGGCCCCUGUUCCGCUCCAACCUGCAGAAGCUCACGGGCUCGGGCCCGACGCGCACCGCCGCCAAGUUCCUCAACGUGCAGGGGCUGAGCUUUGAUAAAAAGGCGCAGUGA
This is a messenger RNA of Monoraphidium neglectum, 561 nucleotides long. RefSeq names its product Transmembrane and coiled-coil domain-containing protein 1. The record is from RefSeq and is a predicted model, not a curated record. The transcript is spliced from 3 exons. Gene Ontology annotation, biological process: endoplasmic reticulum calcium ion homeostasis. Gene Ontology annotation, cellular component: endoplasmic reticulum; cytoplasm; endoplasmic reticulum membrane. Gene Ontology annotation, molecular function: calcium channel activity. Bases 1 to 561 code for a protein of 186 amino acids. Lineage: Eukaryota; Viridiplantae; Chlorophyta; Chlorophyceae; Sphaeropleales; Selenastraceae.